AUGGAUUCUUCAGCAUCUCACAGGCUCUUUGGGGUUCCAGAGCUUCUCGAGGAAAUCCUCCUCCAAGUUGAUCUACCCACCUUGCUCACUUCAGCUCAGCGGGUCUGCUGUAUGUGGUAUCGUGUCACCCAAGAUUCAAGUGCUCUCCAGAAAGCUCUCUUCUUCAAGCCUUCUGAGAAGCGGGUUGACCCAGAGGAAAGACGUAUAAACCCAUUCGUCGAGUCAAAUCUCUGGCAUGGUCUAUUUCGCAAACGCAAACAGACCCAUAAACGCUCGCCGGCGCAAUCCGAGGCCUUGCCUCUUCUUGGACCCCACGAGGAGGAGGUUUAUCUUCGAAGAGAAGCCAGUUGGAGACGCAUGCUGCCCCAGCAGCCACCCUCCAACAACAUCACCGUUGUUGGACCUUGGUACCUGGAUAUCAGAACGCUUAUCUCCUCGCAACUCACGCUCAAACCUCACAGAGACUGUCGUCGACUGGGAGAUUUGUAUUCCGGCAUCGAGAAGGGGGUUAUUUUCCCAGCGCAGGAUCCAUUCGUGUUCCGGUUCGCUGUAUUUUCCGAAAUACUUGAGCGGGAACUGAGGUCUCUGUGGUCCACCAUCCCUAUCUCGAAGCUCCUUAUUGAUUGUGAUGUUGUAUUCUUCCAUAUGGGCUGGGAUCCCAGGUAUGACAGUUGGAACGAAUUCGAGAAUUGGCUGUGGCCACUGGGCAAAUUUGAAUUCACUUUCGGCGGGGGUUUAUAUAAUAACUGGGACUUUGGCUCCCCAAGAGUAAAGUAUGGGAGCGAAAAGCUCCUUCAAGGAGAAGUGAAGAAAGACCUUGAAUUGCCUCCUCCUCACGCCAUGUUUGACACGGUCUGCACCCUCCCGCUCUCAGCGGACCUGUUCUCGCAGGCCAUUCAUCCGCGAGAGCCAAUUGUCUCUGUUGGGCUGUCUACUGGCCACGUCCAAACUUUUCGGCUUCCGUCGGAGGAGAGCGACAGCGACGAUGACGGGGCUGAGUCGACUUCCUCGUCACGCAAUGGCAAGGGACACAUUGAUACGAUGUGGAGGACCCGCCGACACAAGGGGAGCUGUCGGUGUUUAGGGUUCGGGGUGGAUGGGGAGAUGCUGUACUCUGCGGGGACGGAUGGGUUGGUCAAGGCCGCAAAGGCGGAGACCGGCGUGGUGGAAAACAAAAUUGCGAUUCCUCCUGCGAAGGAUGGAUCGGUCGAUGCUCCGACAAUCGUUCAUGCGCUCUCCCCUCAGACUCUCCUCCUCGCUACCGACUCCAGCGCACUCCAUCUCUACGACCUUCGAAUCCCCUUCUCACCCGUGUCUGCUCGGCCGCAGCAGACACAUCAUCCCCAUGAUGACUACAUUUCGUCUCUUACACCGCUCCCUCCGUCGGAUACCAGCACCUCGGGCUUCAGCAAGCAGUGGGUGACUACCGGUGGCACUACGUUAGCCGUUACAGACCUCCGCCGCGGUGUCCUAGUGCGCAGCGAAGAUCAGGAAGAGGAAUUGGUAAGCUCCGUUUACAUCGGCGGAUUACCCGCGGGGGGGACGAGCCGCGGUGAAAAGGUGAUCGUGGGAGGUUCCAGCGGGGUCUUGACACUCUGGGAGAAAGGGGCCUGGGAUGACCAAGACGAGCGCAUCUACGUCCAGCGUGAAGCCGGAGGCGGGGAGUCGCUGGAGACCCUGGCGGUUGUUCCUGACGAGCUCGGAAAGGGCAAGAUGAUUGCGGUCGGCCUUGGAAGUGGUGGAGUGAAAUUCGUCCGGAUCGGUAUGAACAAGGUCGUUUCGGAAGUCAUGCAUGACGAGACCGAGGGCGUCAUCGGUCUGGGAUUCGACGUUGAAGGACGCAUGGUCACUGGCGGCGGUCAGAUCGUCAAGGUCUGGCACGAGGCCGUCGGCUCAGAUGGAAUGGACGGGGAUAUGGCGGGCGGGAAACGCAUGUUUGGCGGCGAUAGUGACGACAGCGACGAUGAUGCCGACUCGGAUGAUAGCGAUCGUGAGAGUCGCAAGGCUGCUCCGCCUCAACGAAAGCGCAAGAAGAACAAGGGCAAGGGAGGCCAAGACAUUAUGGCCUUUGCCGACAUUGAUUGA
Aspergillus thermomutatus is the source of this 2085-nucleotide messenger RNA. Its product is annotated as F-box/WD repeat-containing protein. Lineage: Eukaryota; Fungi; Ascomycota; Eurotiomycetes; Eurotiales; Aspergillaceae. Gene Ontology annotation, molecular function: protein binding. The record is from RefSeq and is a predicted model, not a curated record. The transcript is spliced from 3 exons. Bases 1 to 2085 code for a protein of 694 amino acids.